GCACCUGCACCAGGAGCCAGGUGAUGGUGAUGCUGUUUUGCUGCUCUUUGUCACAAGGAAAUCGUUUUCUCCUCCAGCGAAACUCACACCCACUGGUUUUCCGCCACGAGGGAGGUGAUAGCGGGGAUCCCAGGCGGAAGCAUUGGCCGCUCUCCUACCUGAAUGGCUGAUAAAAAUAGGACUUAACUCAGCCAGCCAUCUGCCCGGGUAUAAAAGAGCCACCUCCCAGGGGAGCCUGACAACCCUUCGUGCCUGUGGCCGGAGAGCUUGUCUCGACAUAAGUCCAGAAGGGCUGAAACACUGAUGGAAAGCAACAUGCAGGCUCUGGCGGGGGAGAAGCCUUGGCAGGACAUGGGGAGGCAGCCGUCGGGCAAGAUCCUCUCUCUGGACAGGCAAGGGGCCAAGAAAGUGCUGGAGAUCUACGUCAAGCGCUCGCUGAGCUGCUGCGAAAACUCACUGAUGGCCAAAAAAAAGUUUCAGGAGAGAGCUGGAGGGCGGGGGAGGAAGGCAGGUGGGCUGCAACGGUCGAAAAGUGACUUCUGCAAGUAUUCGUGUGCCAAACAUGGUCCCAGGAAGGACCAGGAGGAGCAACCCAAAGCACCAGACCUGGAUGAGGCUCUGGAUGAGAACAGCAAAGCUCCUGGGGAGGUCCCUAAAGAGGAGUUGGAGCCCAAGAGGAAAAGCACAAAAAACUCUUCCCAGGGCAAAACCCAACGCACCUGGUUCAAAAGUUUCUUAAACGUAAUCUUCAAGAAGAGCCCUGAAGACCAGAAGGAAAGUGCAGGACAAAAAGCAAAGCAGAAAGAUGCCAAAGCUCCUCACAGCUCCAAAACAGAAGGGGCUAAAAGACCCGGAGGGGACUGGAGCACGUCCCCGCUGCUGGGCAGAGCCCUGAAGAAGAGACCCAGCCUCAAGAAGGUUUUCUCCUUCAAGAAGCGCGUGGAGGAGGAGCGGGGAGAGGCAGCGGCGGGGGCGAGGGCCAAGCGCCCCAGCUGCCUUCCCCUGCGGCACAUCCAGGCGCCGGCCACUGCAGCAGAGGUGGAGCAGCCCGAUGGUUACUAUGCACAAGUCUCGGAAGAGAUCGGGCUGAUCGUGCAGGGCAGCGAGAGCCAAGGGAGCAGAGUACGUGGCUGCGAGGAGCCCCCCCGGCUGACCAGCACUGACGGGGUCGAUGAAGCCAUCAGGAGAAUCGUCGCCCUGCUCCAGAGUGCAGGAGAUGAGCUGGACAGGCAGGUGAAGGAAGACGCACGGCUACGGAUGUUCUUCAGAGACAUGUCCUACAGCUCCUUCAAGAACCUGGCCGAUGCCUACGUCCAUAAGGAAAUGACAGCCAGCAGACCCGACAUCAACCCCCAGGAGAUCCAGUUUGCCUUCACGGUGCACCUCACCGCCAAGGUAGCCGGCAUCUGCAACCAGGCGGUGAACAGGAUCAUGGGCUUCGGCACCCGCUACCUGGAAGAUUCAUUCGCACCCUUGUCCUACAGCAAAAUUCUCCAGCAGAACAGAGAAAAAUUCAGCACAGAUAACUGCGAGAGCCCGGACUGACAUGGGCUGCUCCCAAAGACCUGCGGUACCCGGGAACCCAAGGAUGCAGAUUUCCUGAUGUGGGGCACGGUUCCUCUUGGCGACCUGGAUGUGGGGUGAUUUUCUGAGCCGUGGCUUAAAAAUUUUCUAAGAAAACCCCACAGCGACAGCCACAGCAGGAUGAAAUGCUUAAAACCCACGUGGCUGGGGGCGAGGAGGCUGUAAAUCAAACGCAGCCCAAAUUUCACCCUGUAUUUGCAUUUUAGCUCUCACCAAGUGCAUGUGCUGAACCUCACGGUUUGUUUGUAUUCACGUGUGUGUAUUUAUUUACCGGUGUUUCUCUACCUAUCUGUGAAUGUACAGCAUCAUUUUUGUACUUCUGUUGUCAGCCAAGCAUCCAGUUCAGGAAAAAAAAAACCCUAAAACUCAA
Molecule: messenger RNA, 1954 nt
Organism: Falco peregrinus (peregrine falcon)
Lineage: Eukaryota; Metazoa; Chordata; Aves; Falconiformes; Falconidae
Product: apoptosis facilitator Bcl-2-like protein 14
Exons: 6
Coding region: 304-1545 (413 amino acids)
Biological process (GO): regulation of apoptotic process
Source: RefSeq, a predicted model, not a curated record